UACGUCAAUAAGAGAAUAGUUAGCGUUGAAUCGAUUCAAAUAGUAGAGUAAACGUGACGGUAAUAAUAAUAAUAAUAAUAAUAAUAAUAAUAAUAAUAAUAAUAGAGAGAGUAAUAUUGAUGAUGAUGAUGGCGAUGAUGAAGCUGCAAUGUUAGAAAUAAAGGACAAGGCAGGAUCAAACACUGCUACUUUUUCCAAACAAAAUGUUUGAAUGUAUUUGAGAGAAAAUGAAAUAUUAUAUAAAAGUAAACUGAUAUAAGACAUAUACAGAAGGACAAUAUAUACAUGAAGCGUUACUCCUUUCAUAUUAAGCUUUGUAUUUCAUUGAUAAUAACAACGUUUUUACGGUGAAUGUACGAAGGAAAGAAAUCAAGAAAGGAAAACUCAUUAAUUUUGAAAACAAGGAAAGAUAGAAAAGAAGAAGAAAAAAAGCGAAAGAGGAUAGAAUAAAUAUCGAGCGUGUUUAUCGAAUGAAUCACACUUUGCGGUGUCCAAACGUGCUUGAAGAAGGAUAGUCCUCAUCGUGAUUAAUGGUAGAGUGGUAAUAGUGGUGGUGCUACUGCUGGUUCCUCUCUGCUGGUACUCUUCUGGUGGUGAUGGUAAUUGCGCGCGAGCGUUCGAGCGCAUGGCAAUCGAAUCAUUGACGUGUACUUCAAGCUCCGGCAUAACAGAGCAACGUGAUCUCUCUGUCGCGUGAACUCCUACUUCUGUUUCUUCUACGUUAUAUAUAUAUAUAUAUAUACACAUACAUACAUAUAUAUAUAUAUGUAUAUGUAUAAAAAAUACAUAUAAUAAGUGUGGAUACGUACGUAUGUAAAGAGCGAUAGAGGCCUUGUCACUUUUACGGUAUAUGGGCUAAAAAGUAAAGAGUACAUUGAUCGAUCCAAGCCACGCAACAAGAGGAACGUUGUGUGUGUAUGUGUGUAUGUGUGUGUGUGCGCGCGUGUGCUAUAUAUAUAUACAUCUUUGUGUGCAAAUAGUCAAGGAGGCGGCCGGUCUCUGUUGUAAACAAAGAAUCGAUCCGAUCGUUGAGAGAAAGCAUAUAUAUAUAUAUAUAUACACAUAUAUACAUAUAUACAUAUAUAUAUGUAUAUAAGUAUCAGUAUCGACUAGUUUCUAUCAAAGUCAAUCUCUUUAAAGGAUUGAAAGGGAUUAGAAAAAAUAUUAGAAAAAGAUUAAUUACAAAGAGGAUUUCGAAAUCAUCUUCCAGAAUGCCAACUGCUCAAGAUACGACGUACCUGAUCGAAGUAAUGCCAGGAGAAACAACUCAGGAUUUUCUUUCUCGCGACGUUGAUCUUCUCGUAUCACAAAUCAAGGAGAACUUACGACUAAGCGGAUUGAAAGCUAAAUCGAACGUAGUUCAUAGAAAUCGAGCUACUCCUUAUCGGAUACCAUCCCAUUCUUCUUGGGCCGAUCCUAAUGGUUGCGAUAUUUGUGCUGUACAAAAUCGAACUGAAAAGUUGAACGGUGUUCAGCUUCAACAAGAACACGAUCAACAACUUCAUCAUCAGCCUGAACUUAGGCAGCAGGCUCAUUAUCGUCAACAACAACAGCAACAAUGUUGCCACCGGUAUAAUCAUCAUCAUCACCGACAUCGUCAUCGUCGUCAUCAUCAUCAUCAUCAUCAUCAUCAUCAUAAUUGUUCCAAUAACGAUAGAGAAGAUGAUCCCUACGAAUUUUUGCAAGAACUUUUACGAGAAGGUGGCUUGAUCAAAGAAGCAGUUAAAAGAUUACAAGCGAAUAUCGAUGAAUUGGAACGUUUGGAAAACGACCAACUCGAAGAGGAUGAAGAUGAUGAAGAAGACGAUGAUGAAGAGGAGGAGGAAGAAGAAGACGUCUUGGAAGAUGGGAUGGUAUUGAACGGUGCGAAGGAACGAUCGAGGUUGUAUCGGAGGAAACCUUAUUUCUAUGACUCCGAAGAUGAACCAUCGGUUUACGAGUCUGUGGACUUAUGAAAGAGAUAAAGAGACGAUCAAAAGUGUAGAAGAAGAAGUAAAAGAGAGAAUAAUAAUUAUAACAACAACAACAAUAAUAAUAAUAAUAAUAAUAAUAAUAAUAAUAAUAAUAAUAAUAAUAAUAACAAUAAUAAUAAUAAUAAUAACAAUAAUAAUAAUAAUAAUAAUAAUAAAGAAUUAAGGUUAGAGAAAAGGUUCGAUUGUUUCAAAUUAAAUCAUUCUGAUUCAACAUAGAAAAAGAAGGCGCCAAGGAAUUUAAUUUGUUUUCUUUUCCUUUUUAAUUUAUUCGUUUAAAUAAUGUUUUCACAAAUGAUUGAAGGAAUCGUAUCUAAAAAUUGAAAAUAAAAUGAGUAACGGUUUUUUGGCGCUCUCCAAAUAUGAUGUGUAUACGUACGUACGUAUAUGUGUAUGUAUGUGUAUUUGUGCGUGCGUGCGUACGUGUGUGUGUAUGUAAACACGUUUACAGACAUAUUCUCUACCACGAAUGGCCGUGUUUGUAAAUACAUUGCCGCCAUUAUUGCGUACCAAUGACGGCAUCGGAAAACGAAGAUGAUCUUCGGCAAUGUUCGACUAAGAUCGGCGAAGGGCGCACAGGGGCGUAUCGACGAGUCACGAGGUCUCUUACGUGCAACACAAACGUUAAUGACGAUAUUUUCUAGGAGUGGGGGAGAUUCUUGGAAAACCGUUGUGUUUCGACUAAGAGAGAGAGAGGGGGGCAUAAGGACAAACGAAGAUAAAAAAGGAAGAAUUAUUCUUCUCUCCAUGGUCCUUUUUUUCUUCGUUAUUUUAACAUACACAAUUCGCAACGUUUUUAUUUUUGUGUCGUCGGACAUAACGCAGUAAAAUUAAAAUUCGAUCGUAAGACAUUUUCUUUAUGCAAUCAUUCGAUCUUUUUUUUUUUCUUCCUUUUUUGAUUCGUACUUCAUUGAUGAAACUUGAAUUAAAGUGAAUAUCAUUAGAAGUGUUACAGAGUCAAUACGUCAUUUGAAACAAUUAUGAACGUCCCUCCUCUCUGUUAUAACUUCUUUUAAUAAAUGAACGUUACGUUAAUAAACUCGACAUACAUAUACAUACAUUCAAUUGAUCGAUUUAACGACGAAGAAGAAAACGUAUGUUUUUUAUUUUUUACUUGUCACAAUUCGUCAAGUGAAAACUGAAAAAGAAUAUUUUGUUUUUGAAAAGGAAUUCGAAUGAUACUUACAAUAUCAUUGAAUUAAUAUGAAGUUGAGUAUCUCCUUUGAUACGUAUAUAUCGUUAACCACACACAACGUAACGUACGCACCUGCACACACACACACACAUAUAUAUAUACAUAUACGUAGGAACAAGAAAUGAGUAUCAUAUUGUGGAAAUAUGUAACGUUAUAAAAGUGUGUAUCAAAUGAAUAUAAUUUAAGUAACGAAGUGCAUCGAUAAAUGAGAUAUAUAUAUAUAUGUAUAUAUAUAUAUAUAUAUAUAUAUUCUCAUCGGCUACCUCCAGCGCAUUUCAGUACACUAAAAUAAUUAAUUGCAUCCUUCCUAGUAGAAAUAGAUAGAAUAAUAUGCUAUAGGGAAGAAAGAAAAUUAAAAUUAAAAUUACGAUUGCAAAAUCCCUCACCUCCCCCAAAAAAAAAGAAAAAGAAAGAAGAUAAAAUGUUGAAAAGCACGAACUUCGGUCAAAAAACUCUCCGACGAAUCUUUUUUUUUUUUUAUUUUUUCUUUUUCUUUUUUCAAAACGAGAAAUGCAUACUCUUACGAACAAAAGAAGAGAAUACGAUCGUAUUAUUAUCAGUCAUCCUUUUAAAUCGAUUAUAAGAUCUCUAAGUUGAUUUUUAUUUCAUUAAGAUUAUCUUUUUUUUUUUUCUUUUUUUGAGAAAGAGAAGCGAUCAUGCAACUUUUAUUACCGAAGCCGUUGCAUUUCUUCUAGAGUAUUAUGCGUGAUUAAGCUCGAUUGUGUGAAGGGAUAUUUGGAAAAAUAUAAUUAAGUUAAUUAAUAAAUCAAUCAAGAAGGAGAAAAGGAAGAUGAGUGAAAAUCAAGAAAAUACGAUUAUAUUUUGCUAUGCAUGUUUUAGUGCAUAGUUAUUUACUUCUCUGCUAUGAAUUUUUUUUUAUAGGUUAGAAUACGACGCAAUCAGUUCGUAAUAGGGCAAAUCCCAUAGUGCGGAAUGAUUCAUAUCUCAUGUUAAAGGAAAUUGUUGAACAGGAAACAGUUCUAUAUGAAAACCGAUACAAUAUAAUCGAUAUUUAUAGCUGUAUCUCUCUUCAAUGUGAAUGUAGAAAUGUGUGGUUGUGCGUAUAAGGUGCUUGCGAGGCACUAAUGAAAGAAUAUAUGAGUUUUAUUUGAUGAAAUCGCCUUAGUUAGGUUAUUAAAGGAAAUUAAUAAGCUAAAUACUUUUGCGUAGUUGUGUGUUGGUGAUUAAACCGAGAGAGAAAAAAAAGAAUGUGAGGAUGUGUGUGUGUGUGUGUGUGUGUGAAUUAAGUUUAUAAAUUUAUUUUUGUUUUGUCUUAUUUUUUUCUUUUUCUAAACGAUAGUAUUUAUGCUCCUACUUUCUUUUUUUUUUCUUUUUUUUUUCUUUUUUUUUUUUUUUUUUUUUUGUUCAAGUUCGUCGUUAAGUGAAUGAAUACAUGAAUAAAAUGAUAAAUCGUCUUGUACGAUCAUCGGGUUCUUUUGUCUCCGAUUGAAAACAAUAAAUAAAAAGAGAGUAAAGACGAAAAAA
Messenger RNA from Vespa crabro (European hornet), 4650 nucleotides. RefSeq names its product lysine-specific demethylase 7A-like. The record is from RefSeq and is a predicted model, not a curated record. The transcript has a single exon. Lineage: Eukaryota; Metazoa; Arthropoda; Insecta; Hymenoptera; Vespidae. The coding region runs from base 1212 to 1955 and encodes 247 amino acids. Gene Ontology annotation, cellular component: cytoplasm.